UCGGUCGGAAAUCACUUCACUCUCACAUAGGCUGUCCGCCGUGUAGACGCGCAAGAAAGCUGCGGCAAGAUCGCGACUCCCGGCGUUCUUCGUAACUGUCACAAAACACAGAACGGCGAACUGAUGAUGAGAACGAGCGCGCACUGGACAUUACCGGACAUAUGAAGGUUUUUUCGGUUUUUACUACAUGCAGGCGUCCACAACACACUAAUUUAUUGAAGUAAGUUUUGGAGGAUGUCUGCGUAAACCGUGUGGAAUUGGAGGUUUCGGGAUGCUGUGAUCCCGGUCCGGAGUUACGUUGGUUCAGGGUUUCCUAUCGUGCGCAAAGAGAGGACACUUCUCUCAGAUGUGCGUAACCAUCAGCCAAGUUACGCGAUAUUGUUUUCUGACCGAAGAGACUUUUCACUGCAAUUUAAGCGGACACUCGAUGUUAAAAGAGAAACGGAGAGCUGACGGCGGGAAAAGGGAGCUGUUUUAUAGCGAAAGGAUUGCGGUGGUGCUGAAUUUUGGAUACCAAAAGUGCUUGGUUUGAGGUGUGGAGAGGGAACGCGGCGGUCGCCCCGGCUCCAUCACUCAAGACUAGAAGCGAGAGGAGUGAUUUUCCGUAAAGACUGAUGAUGUGUCAGAGUACCCAUGCAAUGUGGUCACAGUGGAGUGCCAUGCUACUGUGGAUUUUGCUUCUCCUCUGUUGCUCCGUUGUCAACUCCAUCAUCUACCAGGUGACCGAGGAGCAGCCGCCCAACACGCUGAUCGGCAGCCUGGCAUCUGACCAGGGCUUGCCAGACACCGGGCACCUUUACAAGCUCGAGGUGGGUGCUCCUUACCUUCGUGUGGAUGGCAAAACGGGAGAAAUCUACACCACGGAGAUCCCGAUCGACCGGGAGACUCUUAAGGACUGUCGCAACCUUUUCGAGGGUGAUCCUUGUUUCCUCGAAUUUGAGGUAUCUAUUACAGACCUGAUGAAAGGCACUGGACCUCGACUCAUCGAAGGUCGCAUCGAGAUCUUGGAUGAGAAUGACAACACUCCGCAGUUUUCCUCGCCUGUGUUGACAUUGUCGAUCCCAGAGAACACACACGUGGGUGCGCUUUUCUCGAUUCCGGUGGCCACCGACAAGGAUUCUGGAAGCAACGGCAUCGCCGAUUACACGCUAACAACCGGCCCUGAGGCUGCCAACCUUUUCAGCCUACAAGUGGCACAAGACUCGGAUGAGAAACUGCCGCAACUUAUUGUAUUGGGUAACCUGGACAGAGAGCAGCGAGAUUCGUAUGACCUCAACAUAAAAGUGGUUGAUGGCGGCUCUCCACCCCGCCAGAGUAGCGCCCUGCUCAGGAUCUCCAUUACUGAUGCCAAUGACAACGCGCCCAAAUUUGAGAAGUCACACUACGAGGGUGAGCUGCCUGAAAACAGCCCACCGGGUCAUUCUGUUCUACAAGUGAAGGCCAAUGACUCUGACAUGGGACCCAAUGGAGAGGUGACCUACAGCAUUCAUCAGGCAUCAGCACCAGCUCAAAGGCUUCUCGGCAUUGACCGUAACACCGGCAUCAUUUUCGUUAAAGGUACGGUGGAUCGUGAAGAAUGGAGCACACACAAGUUCUACGUCCAAGCUAAAGACAAUGGUCCCCAGUCCAAGAGCUCCAAAGCCCUUGUGACCAUCAUAGUCAAAGACCAGAAUGACAACAGACCUUCAAUCAAAAUCCGAGGCAUUGGCCUUGUGACGCAUGAAGAUGGCAUUGCUAACAUAUCAGAGGACAUGCCAAUCGGUACUGCUGUAGCUCUGGUAGAGGUGUCUGACAAUGAUGAGGGCGAGAAUGCUGUUGUGACCUGCGUGGUUGCAGGGGACGUACCAUUCCAACUGCGUUCAGCAAGCGAAAUGGGUAAUGACCGUAAAAGGAAGUACUUCCUCCAGACAACCACACUGCUUGACUACGAAAGGAUCAAAGAGUACAGGAUUGAAAUUGUAGCAGUGGACUCCGGCAACCCUGCACUGUCCAGCACAAACUCCUUGAAAGUGCAAGUGACCGACAUGAAUGAUAACACUCCGGUCUUCUCGCCCACUUUGUACAUGGUGGAAUUUGCUGAGGAGAACCAACCAGGUGACAAGGUUCUGGACGUAGUAGCCACAGAUGCGGACAGUGGAACUAAUGCAGAGUUGAUAUACAGUAUUACUGGUGGAUCAAUCCCUGAGGGGCUUUUUGAAAUUAACUCCAACACCGGAGAAGUGCGAGUGAUGAGCCAGUUGGACCGUGAACAGUUAGAUCACUAUCAAUUUUUGGUUGCAGCAGCUGAUAAAGGUGUGCCAAGCUUGAGAGGAACAGCCACCGUUGUUCUUAAGGUGCUAGACAGGAAUGACAAUGAUCCUAAAUUUAUGCUGAAUGGCUACAGCUUUUCAGUUCAAGAGAACAUGAAGCCUCCUAGUCCUGUCGGAAUGGUGACUGUCAAUGAUUAUGACAAAGGCGAGAACGCUCAUGUUCAACUAUCUGUAGAACCUGACAACGGCAAGUUCAUUAUUCAGAAUGGAACGAACACAAUUCUUUCAACCAUUUCCUUUGACAGGGAAAAGGAAAGCACCUACAGUUUCCGACUCAAAGCCGUCGAUGGAGGUGACCCGCCACGUUCCUCUUAUGUGGGAAUAACCAUUAAUGUGCUGGAUGAUAAUGAUAAUGCUCCAUACGUCACUAAGCCGUCCAACUCCUCAUACAAGUUCUUGAAUCCUCGAACGAGCCCAGAAACUCAUGUAGAAAGUGUUGAGGCGGAAGACAUUGAUAUUGGGUUGAAUUCAGAACUGGAGUUCAGUAUCGUAGGGGGCAAUCCCCACGGAUUGUUCCGCAUUUCUCCAGAAGGUGAGGUUACGUUGGCUAAAGAGUUCACAUCGAAACACAUCGGUCUCCACCGCUUAGUGGUAAAGGUUAAAGACAAAGGCACACCAGCACGUCAGACAACUUCACUGGUCCACAUCUAUGUUAAUGAGACGAUAGGCAACGUAUCCCAUGUUGAAGGACUUGUUGGACACAGCCUUUACACACCCCUUGAAAUGGACAUUGCCGGAGAUCCUGACUAUUCUCGGGACUUGCAUAGUAACAUUCUUUUGGUCGCAAUCUUGUGCGCCUUUUUGGUGGUCAUUUUGAUCAUUGUAGUGGCAGUGGUUAUCAGGCGUGUAAUGCUGAAGGAAAAGAAAAGCGGCUACCAGGCAGGCAAGAAGGAGAGCAAAGAUUUAUAUGCCCCUAAACCGGGACCUAAGAGCAACAAGAACAAAAAGGCAAAGAAAAGCAAAGCUCCGAAGCCUGCCAACCCAUCUGAAGAGGACGAGGGGGGAAGUCUUCAAAAAGGCUUAAAGUUCAACCUCAUGAAUGAUAGCGUCACAGAUAGCCCUAGGAUUCACCUGCCGCUCAACUACCCUCCAGGGAGCCCUGACCUGGGACGACACUAUCGGUCUAAUUCUCCUCUGCCUUCCAUUCAGCUUCAACCUCAGUCACCUUCUGCCUCAAAGAAACACCAAGCAGUGCAGGACCUGCCAGCAACCAACACCUUUGUAGGAACCGGGGAUAACAACUCCACGGGCUCGGACCAGUAUUCGGAUUACAGCUACAAGGCCAACCCUCCCAAAUAUAGCACCAAACAGCUCCCCCAUCGUCGAGUGACCUUCUCCACAGCCAAUCAGGCACAAGAUCUCCAGGAUCCCUCUCAGCACAGUUAUUAUGACAGUGGUCUGGAAGAAUCAGAGACGCCCAGCAGUAAGAGUUCUUCUGGGCCUCGUCUCGGGCCCCUCGCCCUACCUGAAGACCACUACGAGCGCACCACCCCUGACGGCAGCAUCGGAGAGAUGGAACAUCCCGAGAAUGGACCAGCGCACCAUGCCCUGUAGACAUUCUCUCCAGAGUGCAGCAUGUUGGACAUUCACUCAUGCUGUCAAUCAAAGCUGUCACCAAAGGCCAUUUCAGAGUUCCCACUGGAGGCUUCAUGCAUCACCAUUACAGCACCGCCUGUAGCUGCAUGAUACAAAUGGGUCAGAAUGGGCAAAAGCUUGCAGUGUCUCCCGUCCUCUACAACAUCACGAGACAAACAGAACAGUUCUGUUUACAGAACUGCUGCAAAACACAAAAUUUGUCUUAUUCUCUCAUUUCUGUCUUUCUCUUACUUCAUUUCAAAUUCACUUUAUUUUAAUUACUACACCCCGUUUACACAAAAAGUGAGCAAUGUGACACGGUGCGACAUGAUGUACCAUAAAUAGAUGGCUCUCAUUAUAAUCAAUGAUGCUGUCACAUGGUGGUGCUGCGUUAGCCUUCUGGCUACAAGAUUUUAUGGUGGUCUGUUUUCCGAUCUCUCCCAUGUGCUGUUUUGUCAGUUCUGGUUGGUGAAGGGAAUAGCUGUGGUCUUGUACUUUCCUGGUGCUAAUUGGUGCAAAUCAAGACUAGAAAAUGUCAGCAUCAGAAAAACAUGAAAAACAUCAGAACAACAAAGAAAGCUUGUUUUUGAUCCAGCCACUUGAAAUUGUUUCGCAUUUUUCCAACCUGAUCUCUACUAUUUUACGCAGUGGCUAAUUAGUAUGAAUUCAUGCGACGUGAAUCUUACAAAAACAUAGAAAACGCCAUGCUAAAGCCUCUCACCUAACCCCACUCCUUAACCUAACAUCACAGUUGUGGAAGCAGAUCAUACAAAUUAGCCACCUUGUAAAAUAGUUACAAAGUCCCUUGAGAUUGUGUUGAUUAAUCUUGUGUCGAUUUAUCUUGUGUCUAUUUUUUUUUGGGGGGGGGGAAACUGUGUUUGCUGUUAUAUAUGAAAAUAGCUGUACUUGUCUGUAUUCCAAGUUGAGUUGUGAUUGAAGACCACUCACUGGUUAAAGAAAAGGGAUACACACUGCAUUUUUCCAUAUAAGUGUUCCAUCCUAGAAUAUGGCUUUGAGGUCUGCGAUCCACAGGAAGACAAUAUCAACUACCUCUAAACGUCUUUUUAACGAGGCUGAGGGUCGAACCCCCCCUCUGUCUGUAAAGCACUGUGUUGGUUACUUCUCAGUGGUCAGUAGUGGCCAUGCUGACCGGUGUCUGGCUAUCUUUAAUAUCGCUCACUGUCAUGCCUCACAAAAUUCUCUUUUUCUCUCUUAUCUUUCUGCAUUUCCCUCUCUCUUUCACACCAGCUGAACUUCACAGCUUAAUACAGCAUAAUUUAUGCUGCAAACGGCCUGCUAAUAGUCUGAGGCCUCCUCUCUUUAGGAGGUCACGGGAAAGAUCAAUUCUAUCCUUUUCAUCUCUAUUUGUUUCCAGGAGAAUGAUUAUACUGCGCUGAUCCAAUACAAAUCUGCAUAUGUAAUAGGCUUUUUGUACAACAUAGAUAAAGUUUCUAGACAAAGUGGUGGCCAACGAGGGCGCUGACAAUGAAUGACUGAGUAACGUUUAUUCGGCAAGCUUACAGCAGAUUUGAAAACAGAGGGGUGUCUCAAUCAUGUGCUCUCUCUUAUUUUUCCGUGCUUUAUUACACACACAAACGCACUCACACUGCCUCUCAGAGGAACAGAGGGGUCUGAUCUUGCCCUGGGCAUAGGGAGUUGUGCUCAUACUGUGGAAAGAAGCUGUUGAUUGUGGAGAGGUCCCAUAAUCCUCGCAGGCUGAAGAGUGUAUGGGCGCAUGUGCGUAUAGCCACGGCGACGCUCCUUAGGGGGAGGAAAUACACAUUACGGGUCAGUUACUGUCAAUGGAGCCCGUCCGCUCAUCUGGAGGAAUUGUACUUGGGAGAGCUAGUAGUAGUCGAAAGAGUAAAACCGUAGUUUAUGUCUAACUGACGCUUUGAUUUGUGAAAAAAUAUACCUGACAUAGUAGAUCAACCCAUGCUUCACUCUAACAAUCCCAUUUCACACCAUUUAAUCAAUUUACUGGGCCUAACCAUAGGAAAUGGAAAAUAAAUAAACAAGUGGAUCAAAGCUUUCAAGAUCUAAUUGGGGUCUAACCAGGUGUGUACUCUGUAUCUGACAGCGGUCUUCACUGUAAACAUUUGUUUUAACGAGAAGCAACAGAACGCGAGCAUGUCAGUUUAAUGACCGGCGCUAGUUCGCGUGAAAGACGGCGAUUUUAUCUCCAUCAACAAGCAAUUAGCUGCGUCUCGCUGUCUUUCUCUCUUUUCUCCAUGAUCAAAGAAUGUUUUUUUCAAGUCUGAGAUCUAAGUAGAAAUCAGUCACAGGAAGGAAACAGUCGUCCACCUGCAGAUCUGUAGAAUCACUGAAACCCUUCCUGGGCUUUUGAUACCGAACAUCUAUGUGUCUAAAUGUGGAUUCUUCUUUGAGGAAAAUGUUUUUUUUUGUUGUAUUUUUACAAGAGAAAAACAUUUCAAUAGGUAGUUUUUAAAAAAUCAAAUAGCUUUGGAAAACACUCCUAAUCCUAGCCUGAUUUUACAGGUAUUCAUAACUAGUAUUCAAGUCGGCUAAUUUGUAGAUAAAUUCAUACAAUGUGAAUCAUACACAAGUGUAUUAGAAAUAAGCUAAAUUGAAGCCCCUUCCCUAACCUUACCCAUAAACCUAAUUUCACUGACAAUGAAAGCAAUUCGUACUAAAACAUACAAAUAAUAUUGUUCAAAUUCAUACGAAUUCGCCACCUUGUGAAAUAUUUACAAAUUCCAGUGUGAUUGUGUUUAGUGAGUCAUUACUGUACAUUAUACAACUAGUAGAGUUUACUAGUAGUAAAAUCUUGGCUGAGCUGCAUGAUUGAAAUCUUUUGUAUAAUUUGUAUCUACUAAAUGGAACAUUUUUAUUCAGAUUAUUAAUUUUUAACGUAAAUUAUAAAAAUAUGUGACUGCCAAUACUUCAACUGACCUACCAGAAUCAAGUAUUCCAGAGAGUUGUGGUAUACGCACCACACAAGCUGGCUAGUGUGGAAAAAGAGAUAGAAAAAAUCACAGCGAGAAGAUGAGAGCAAGGUACAGGGAAAAAACAUGAGAGAUGAAGAGGCCCAGCGCUAGCUAAGAGGAUUAAUAGUCAUACGUUGGCAUGGAGACUAAGUUGGUCACACUAUUAGACAACCUUGCCUUUAUUGUAACUGAUGAGUGAGCUGUCGUCUGAAAAAUCCAAGGCAGGAAGCGCAGAAGGAAUGAAAGAAGAAAAGCACGAAACACUCCAGCGGUCUGCAAAGUCUAAGAAGUCAGACACGUCUCUUUCAGAUCCGACGCUGCGACAGUUACAGAUUUUUUCCCUUCUUUUUGUCAAUGCCGUCUGGAAGUCUAAACAGUCACUCACGGUGCUUUUGUCUCGGUGCUGGAUGGAUCCUCUGACAUCAUGGUUGUUACAGCUGAGCACUCAUGGAUGAAGAAUUGAUGCGCAAUCUCAAGCAGGCCACCCUGUAUCUCAUAUCAGUACUUUAUGAUGAUGCUCUAUAGGGUUUAUGAGGCUUUUAUUGUCAUUUGAAAGAUUUUGGGAACUUUUCGCCUCAGGGACUUUUAGAAAAUAAAAUGCCACCGUAAUAACAUUUCCACCACAUCAUUUAGUUUUGUACAGUAUUGAGGUUGAUAGCAUUUUGCGAUGGAAGUGACAUUUUUGGAAGGAAUUGUCAGGAUUGUUUUGUCUUGUUAAGGAUAAUUACAGCUCGCAUUUUGUGUAUCCUAUAUACACACAAUUAAAUAGCAGUUUCACAGUUUCACAGAUUUGCUUUUUUUAAAACAGCACGCUUGAAAAUGACACCCAAUAAACACAUCACAUCACAAAACAAAUCUUUAAACAUGCCUCACUUCACAUUACGCUUCAAUACACCUGUCUACAAACUACACAAACAUUUGACAAAACUUUAUAAGUAUCAGUGUUUUGGUUGUAAUAGAAAUGAAACCUGAUUAGUUCUUUUUAUUUGAUCAAAAUCUGUUCUUCCUUUAAGUGAAGAAAUAUCUGAGUUUGACCAAAGAGAAAAAGCUCAACCAUGACUGACAGACAGGUCGCCACAACAGCUGCUGUGCCCUGUGUGGUGCCAAGGGUGACUCCCCUCUCUCCGGCACCCUCCCUGGGUUCUGGCAGUCAAGCCCAGCCUUGUUCAUAUUAAUACUGACACACACACAUGCAUACGCUGUUACAUUCUAUCCCACUGAUACCAGGUACCCUCUGUGUACUUAAAUGCCCCAUGCUGGGCCUCUGGCACAUGCACACGCACACACAUGCAAUCAUGCUGAUUUGUCUCACUGUGUGGAGAUAAUAACCAGCACUACCUGUGCGGACGACUCUCAAACUUGCCGUGAUUAUAAUGUACUCUAAAUGUCUAUAACAGAAUCGUAUUUUUCACAAUAUGGAAAAUAAUGUGCUAUGCAGUGUAGAGUACCUGUAUGCUUGGACAAAAAAAGACUUUCAACAUGUGUUUUCUGCUACAACACCUGUCUGAAUCAAUACAAGGUCAGGAAGUUAAAUUACACCCUUGAUUAUCUCGCCCUCACCUUCAAUGGCAUAGAAAAUAAAAAGAGCUGUAAUGGUAUCAAACCAACGAUAACCAACCAUAUCGGUUCAGUUUUCAAACAAUGGACUUUAGUCUAUUGACAUGGACUAUAUAAAUCAGUGCAUCGUUGUCUUAUAAAUUUAAUGUUGCCAUGUCACUUCUGCCGCCAUAAAUCACCGUUAGUCAUUCAGCUGCUGAUACCAAGCAGAGGAUGUGGAGAUGUUGGGAGACUCGCACUUUGUUGUCACGUAGUUAGACAAGAGACAGUAUAAUUUACAGCUGUCUGAUGAGCGCCGCGCUUAUGAUUGUUGGACGGCGUGAAUAAUGGCCAUAGGAAAAUAGACGAAUGGAGAAAUAGAUAAACAAAGACAUCAACAAACAAUGAAGCGUCAGUCUGAAUAUGAUCACAUUUGUCGGCAGACGCCAGUGAAGCGUUUAUCCUCGUUCAGAGAUAGAAUAAGGGCCAACCCCUUGUCAUUAUUGCGUUAUUUGACAGACAGCUUUGUCGUGUUAGUGAGGAUCAUACAGAACUAUUGGUUUGCCAACUACGUGAAGAAAAGCGGAUGCAAAACAUUAAUAAAUAUACGUAGAGGGAGAUUUUAUCUCCUGUAUUUUCUUUGCUUUGUUUUUCUGUAUGCUCCACAGAUAGAACUCAAAUCAUUGAGCCAUCUCGCUCUGUCUUGCACGCUCACUCGUCCUCUUCUCAAUUUAUUCCCUAUCUCUCUUUUCACGCUGUUUGGUGUCGGAUUAGAGCUCUUGAGCUAUGUUUAAAUGGUGUUUAUGCAAAUAAUCACUAGCCUCAGCACAAUUAUUUAAAGUGCUAACAACAGAGAAACGCAUCUCGAUCAGCCAGACAGAAGUCACACUCCCACUCACUGUGGCCAUCUGGUGCAACACACUUUUUACCUUUUUUUCUGGUUGAAAGUUUGAGAUAUUUUUUUAUUCAAUUCAAGUUUAUUUAUUAAGCGCUUUUCACAAUGUGCAUUGUUCCAAAGCAGCUUUAAAGGAGCAAAUAAGAAAAUCACAGAAAGGUAAAACACAGCCCAGUGCAUGGUGUUUAUAGAGCAAGCAAGAUCAUUCUUAAUAAAUAAUACAUAAUUAAUACAUAAUUAUAUAAACAAAUGCAGUCUCCCGGUGAGCAUGUCAACACUGCACUGCCUUUACUUGAUUAUCUCCAUGUGUCACAAUCAGAACAUAGUUUGAAGGUCAGGGCUACUAAUAUUCCUUGAUUUGUGGGCUUUUGAAGAGGUGCAAAUUUUAUUUUGAUCUUUUAUGUUUUCAGAACCUUGUAUUUAUGAAGAUGUCAUAUUUAUUUAACAAGCCCCUGCUGAGCUUGUAUAUAGAUUAUUGCAACUAGAGGUAAACUGAGGUGUGUGUUCUUGCCAAGGUCUAGAAUUAACACCCGCUACGCGCCAAAGGCAAGGAAGGAUUGGUUUUGGCGUGUAAAUCAAACUUGCCAAUUGACUUGUAACUCAGUUAUAAAGUAUCUGCCAUCUCUAGUUUCCACUAGUUUUAGUAAAAAUAGCAUUUAAUAAAAAUAAAAAAGUCUUUAUAAUGCAGGUUUGCCUUUUUAAUGGAUAUUUAUGCAUCAAAGUCCCCAAAAAUAUCUAGAAAUAGAUGAAACAUGGUUAUGAACAACAUAAAUAAGUUCUGAAAAAAAAUCGUCAUAUAUUUGAUUAUACACCAAUUUUGUUAUAAUCAAAUUAUAUAAUAUAUUAUUAUUAUAAUAACAUCAUAUAAUUUUAAAUCGUAAUUUAUUUAGCAACUUUUUAUGGUUUUUACCUACUACAUUUUUUUUCUUUUUAGAUCCAUCCCUCCUUUCUCUCUCUCAUUGUAGCAUUUUCCCGCAUCUGUGAACAUCAAAACAUCAAUCGAUCGGUCAGUCGGUCAUCCGGUCAAUCAAGCAAUCAAGCAAUCAAGCAAGGAAUAGAAUAGAAUAAGCAAGGAACUAUAAUAUCAAUACCAUAUUACUCAUACCCUCCUGUCCUGUGCGUUUCUUGACAAUCUAGCAGUUGUCAGUUUGUGCCCAGUAGCAUCUUUGAUAACUGAAGAAUAACUGUGCGGCUGAGGUGACUUUCGGGUGCUCCAUUUGCAGAAUCAAACUUCAUUUUAAAGGUGAGAGUCGCUUGGGGAAGCAUGGAUAAAGGUGGAGGCGGAGGGCUUAUGUGGCACAAACAACAAUAACGCAUCACGUUAGGAGGUAACCUCUGACGCAGGUGCUUGUGGGAAGGUGCUAAACGGGUGCAGUGGCAGGCUGAGCCUCAUUAGUCCCAGAUGCUGCCCGACACACUCGCGGGCCUGCAUACACACACUCCGACAGAUGUCGAGGUGGCAGAGGUGAGGGCCGGGAUUGGGGGGGCUCUUGUCUCAGUGAUUAGAUCUGAGAAAACAGCUUGAGCGAGGCCACUAAAAGUCGUGUUGGAUGCACCCUAAGUCGUAAACCACUGACUGCGUGUAUACAUGUGCACAUGAAACACACCUCGUAUUCAUUAUAAUGGAAUCUUUGUGUUCAACCAUACAAUUAUCUUUUUCGUAUAAUACGACUUUAAAUGUGUAUUUGUGCAUUGCGAGUUAUGGUGUUGGAGUUGUGGGAUCGAAUCCAUAGGUUAUAGUUAACAUAACAAUAAAAUGGCACCCCUGCCCAAAAUAAAUUAGUGAUUUAAAUAUGUAAACGUGUUCCUACAAAUAUUUUCCCCUGUCCAUUCUUAAUUUAAACAGACAACUAAAUUAAUCAACAUGUUGUUUGCUUGACCUGCUCAACACAGCAAUAUGGGGCACUACUAAUAAUGUGGGUGCAAUUCCAUUCAGUGCCACUAGAGGCGUAAAACAUCACCCAGUUCUCUGUAAAACUAAGUCUGUAUAUUUUAUAUCACACUCAAUCUAUGAUAAUGACGUACAGUUUAUACGCAUAAUUUCCGCACCUUACACCUGCGUGUCAGAAACGAUGGCUCAGCAGGCAAGCAGCCCUGAAUACAAAGCCAGCUCGUUGCAUUUAAUGCAGUGAUAAAAAGUCCGUGUCUGUAUUAGUGACACACAGAAUCCGUAAGGCGAGCACUGGUCUCUGGACAGAUUGCAGCAGCUGGUGUUUGUGUCAGUGGGUACAGUGAAGCAGUGGCUGAAACUGUUACCGUGCAGUGCCUCAUUGCCUACUGAUGAGAUGAAAUGUCAGUUGCAUUUCUCCUGCUGAUCUGCACCCGGUAGGCAAGCUGUGCCUACUGUGUGCGGAGUCUGUGUCCUAACAUCGUAAGAGACCUCUGGAUCAGCCGUUGGCUGUAAAAGCAGCGUGGGCCAGCAGGAAUGGUAGUGGAAAAAUAUUGUAGUCGCUCUUGCUCUAUUUGUGUAACAACAGGUGUAUCGCAACAAGACAGAACAGCAUAUCUUGGCAAUGGUGACUGGGACUGCAUGGAAACUUCUUGGGGACUUUUUUAUUUUUGUCAUUUUUUGUUCCUGGACCUGAUUGGGCUAGGGUGCUGUGUAUUAUUAUGGACAACAGCACGAGAGAACACAACCACGACACGGCCAUCUGUGUAGCGCAGUGUAUGUGUGGUCUAAGGGGAGCAGGUUUGUACUAACCAAUCCAUAAAUGAACUUUGCAAAACACUGUAUAUACUUCAGAAAGUUUUGAACAUGCUCUGUGUGCAUCACUUGAAGCCUUGUUAAGAAUAUUUUUUCUUUUUUGAAUGAUCACAGCAGUAAUAUAAAUGCAAUAAUUAAAUGUAAGAUUGCCAAAUAAACAUAAAAGCUCUAAUCCUGACUAGAUAGAAUAAUUUUUUGGUCUUGCCCCCUGGCUCUUAUGUUUGUUGACACACAUUCGUCCAAAUAUGUUUUAAAGGAAAGGUUCACCCAAAACAAAUCAUGUCAACCCAAAGCUGUAUGACAUCAUUUCAUCCAUGUAACACAAAAGGAGAGAUUUUGAAGAAUUAUGCUGGUUACUUUUUUCCAUGCAAUUGCAAUGAACAAAAUUUAAGUGAAUACUGAUUUAAAUCAUACUGUAUAAGUGUUUUAUAUUGUUUUGGCAUCCUUGAUCCUGAUGCUUGAAAGAGCAACCAGCACAAGUCUUACAGUUCUCUAUUUGUGUUCAACGGAAUGAUAAUCUAUCACAUGGCUUUGGUCGUUCUGAGUGUAAAAAGUUUUUGGGUCAACUAAUCCUUUUAAUGCACUAUUAUUUCCAAUUUACUUUUUCAAAAAGAUAUUUUGCAUGGAAUGUGUUGCGUUCCAGUAAGUGAGUAGUAAGUCGUAUCUAUCCUCUUGUAGGUGCUGUAACGGGCGUUGACCAAGAGAAGGGGGCCGGCCAAAAAAGACUGCCUUAAACAUUCUUCUUUUUUCAAAAUGUUUUUCUCCUAAGCGUACUUUUUCCUUUUUGCUCUGCUGAAGUAGGACAGAGCUUGCCUCUUGUCAAAGAUUGCGAUAACACAUAUCUCCUCAUCUCUGAAAUAUAUAUAACUACCUUUUGUUGCACAUAAGCAAUGAGAAAACCAGUGGACAGACUCGGGAGAGGAAAAGCAGACUGAAAAUUGUCUUUUCAAUGGACGUGGGCGUCUAUUCGCUGAUGUUUGUCAACCCACCUUGGCGUUUUUAUAUUUUUUUCCGUAGCUUUUUGGGAGUGGAUAUCUCUCAUCUAAGGAUACUGUUUGGAGUUGGAUCUACUCUAACUAAUGGAUUUAUGAUAUCGUCAUUUUUGCCUCAGCUGUGCAUUUCUCCCCUUUGCUAUGAACACUUUUGUAUGGACUAGUACGUUCCUAUCUUCUCCCAUCUGUUUUCAACCCAAUUGGAGGCUUGUUAACAUUGUAAUCAUCCAGGUUUUUGGUAGGUAUGUCUUUCUUCUGUUCCUCCUCUUUUUUCAUUCUCUCUCCUUUCUCAUCUGCCCUCUCCUUCAUUUUCUUCUCUUUGUCUCCCUCUCUCUACCACAAGCAGACCCAUUCACUUCUCCUAAAACUCACAUAAGAGUACUUAAAAGCUCAUCUUUAAUGCACUCUGACUUAUUAUCAAAUACAGUGGCAGUAUUUUUCAACUCACUCAUAAAAAGGAGGGAAUGUUUUAUACAAAAAUGAGAGAAAAGACUGAAUUAAACCACACUUUGCACUUUUUUAUUCUUGUAUCCCCUCCAAAAGACUUAGUAAAUAGAGGGGAGAAUGGAAACGACGCUUAGAUGAGAACAUUAUCUCAGUUUUGGCCUCCGCAGAUGUGUGUGCUCGUGAACCCAAAUGGAGCUCAGUGCCAUAGAGUUUCAGUGUUUGUUAAUUAGAUUGGGUGACUGUAACAUAACAGACUCCAUUUCCUGCCUCUCUCUCUCUCUCUUUCUCUGAAAGCAUUGACCUCUUCGCCUCACACCAUUCAAUGACUGUGCCACAGUGUUACACAGACACCAAAUACACACGAGGAACUGAGGAAGUGUUUAUGUGAAUAAUGUAGAUAUGUAACUAGCUGAUAUUGAAUGAUAUUUAUCAAACAUAUAUAAAUAUAUGGCACAUUUACCUGA
Molecule: messenger RNA, 13870 nt
Organism: Triplophysa dalaica
Lineage: Eukaryota; Metazoa; Chordata; Actinopteri; Cypriniformes; Nemacheilidae
Gene: pcdh1b
Product: protocadherin 1b
Exons: 5
Coding region: 615-3863 (1082 amino acids)
Biological process (GO): homophilic cell-cell adhesion
Cellular component (GO): plasma membrane; cell-cell junction
Molecular function (GO): calcium ion binding
Source: RefSeq, a predicted model, not a curated record